This is a messenger RNA of Tachysurus vachellii, 4586 nucleotides long. It is a transcript of the gene lamp1a, whose product is annotated as lysosomal associated membrane protein 1a. The transcript is spliced from 9 exons. The coding region runs from base 218 to 1465 and encodes 415 amino acids. Gene Ontology annotation, cellular component: membrane. The record is from RefSeq and is a predicted model, not a curated record. NCBI's taxonomy places the organism in Eukaryota, Metazoa, Chordata, Actinopteri, Siluriformes, Bagridae.
GAGUGCUAGAGAGAGAGAGAGAGAGAGAGAGAAAGAGAGAAAGCAAGCAGAAGGAUUUGACAACACACGAAGUGAAAGAACUCUUUUGGACAAUUUAACACGACUGAAUCUGCGUGUUUGUUUGUUUUUCUCCGAGCAGCGCGUGACUCCGGGUGUUGUUUACUGCUGUCUUUACUAAAAAACUGCCUGUUUUCCGAGAGCGAAUUAUUUAUUAAACAUGGCUCAUAAACUGCUAUCCGGCUUCACCAUCGGCUUCUUAUUUGUUUUAGGCUGUCUGACUGCAGUGCAUGCUGUAAUAUUUGAAGUAAAGAAUGGAAAUUCAACUUGUAUAAAAGCAGAUAUCUCAGCUAACUUUACCAUAACGUACCCCAUCGUCAACGGCACGAGCUCUGUGGUUGUGCCGCUUCCAGUAACAGCAGUAGUGGGAAAUGGCAGUUCCUGCGGAGAAGCAGGAGUUUCCCCGGACCUGCUGGCCUCCUUCGGUGAUGGUCACUCUCUGCGCCUCGUGUUCACCAGCAACAACCUCGUAUAUCGUGUGGCCAACCUUACGCUGAGCUACAACCUGAGUGACACCACCACCUUUCCUAAUUCCUCCAGCAAGGAGAUUGUGGUGUUGAGUACAAACAACUCUCAGAUCUCUGCAAAGCUCAACACCACCUACAGGUGUUUGAGCUCCAGCUCAGUCAGGCUGGGAAGCUCUGGAGCGACAGUCACGUUCUUCAACAUCCGCAUGCAAGCCUACAUGCCCAGCUCCAACCUGAGCACUGACGAGACCGUUUGUUCAGCUGAUAUUCCUACCACCACUAUUGCACCUAUUACCACCCCUGUCCCCCCGACCACCCCUGUCGUCCCGACCAACCCCGAGCGUGGCAACUACAGUGUUGAUAACUCCAACGGCACGGUCUGUCUUCUUGCCAGAAUGGGGCUGCAGCUGAAUGUAACAUAUUUCUCCAAAUCUCAGAAUAAAACGAUCGUGAAAAUAAGUAACUUGGACCCCAAGAGUACGUCUUUCUCAGGGACGUGUGAAUCCACGACUGCUACUCUGCUGCUGACUGGAAAUCACACCAACCUCACCUUCACUUUCUCACUGAACUCCACCACCAAAAUAUAUCAGCUCAGCGCUUUGAACUUGUCAGCCAGCUGGGAAGAUAUGGCAGCUCAAUUCAUUGUCAGCAACAGCAGUCUUCAGUACAUGCAGGGAACUAUGGGCCGCUCCUACAUGUGCAGCGUUGAGGAGGUUCUUCCCGUGGUCAGCACUUUCAGCCUCAACACCUUUGACCUGCAGGUUCAGCCUUUCGGCAUCCACGACAACCAGUUUGGACCAGUUGACAUGUGUCGAAUGCAGAAGGACAACAUGCUGGUGCCCAUCAUUGUCGGUGCUUGCCUGGCUGGCCUCAUCCUCAUAGUCCUCGUUGCCUACUUGAUCGGCAGGAAGAGGAGUCACGCGGGCUACCAGACCAUCUAAACCACUACUAUCUGACUAGGGCUAUACUGUGUGUGUGAGCUUGAGUACUGUUUGUUUCCAGGGUUGUUAAACCUUUACUUUCAUUCAUUCACUCCACUACCUUUUUAAAUCCAUAAGAAAAAAAGGCCACUUGAAUAUUACUGCGUCUCUAUUGCACCGGCCAAGUCACUGACAGACCCACUGACUGACUGACAAACCCACUGACUGACCCGCUGACUGACUGACUGACCCGCUGACUGACUGACUGACUGACUGACCCGCUGACUGACUGACUGACGGACAGACCCACUGACUGACUGACAGACCCGCUGACAGACCCACUGAGUGAUUGACAGACCCAUUGAUUUGACUCUAGAUUUGCAGGAGUGACACCUGUACAGUAGGUGGCACUCUAAACCCAAAAUAUGGGCCAGUAAUUCCACAUUAAUGUGUUGUCCAUCUGGUUACACCCCAGACCCUACACCCUAAUUGCCCCCCAUACCUAUAACCCCUAGUCCCCUUUCAAUACCCCUGACUCCUCCUUUUGGGAUUAGUUAAUGCCGUGACUAACACUUACAUAACUACUUCCUCUUACAUUUUCCUUCUCUGACUAAGAAAAACCAAAGAAAACACCAGGAAAAGUCUCUUCAUCUCCAAGUUCAGCACAUGCCGUCUUGUUAACACUCAGACCAUCAACAUACCAUAAUCCAUCUACACAGACAUGUUAGUUGGGUAAAUCUCUAGCACUGACUUUACAGUGUGCUGUUUUGAGAAUGAAAAGACAUCACGAUCAUGUUAGCUGGCUAGCUUUUAUGGCUACAUCUGUGUUUUUGUUUUGUUUUGUUUCUCCCCUUGAACGUGUCAACUCCUGUCUACUUCUGAACCGAGUGCAGUGUAAUACUUCAUAAUUCAGAUGCAGAACGCUGAUUGGACGGUUGAGACAGCAGUCUCUGGAUGGUAGCAGUGAAUUUCAAUCGGUAGGAUAUUUGCCUAGAGCUUUCACUCAUUUGCUGUGGUUGCCAUGGUGAUGAAGUGGCUAGUUUUCACGAUUGAGAGCUUUCAGAUGUAGCUGAGCUUUAGCAGCGUACGAGCUAGGGGGGAAAAAAAAAAAACCAAACGAUUCAGCACAAAGUGGCUCCAUCUGAAGUUGAAGCUGGGAGAUAACUAGGUGGAAGUAAGAGGCAUGUGAAGGAUUCGGGGUUAAACUGUGACAAUAUUUAUCUUAUAUGUUUACCAACUGGACAGUAACCUCCACUUUUGCUUUUAGCUAGCUAGCUUGCAUGUUCUCGACAGUGAUGCUACGCACAUUCAUACAGAAGAUUUUCAACAUGGACAUCGAAACAGAACACACACAGUGUUUAAAGUUCAAGCGAAAAGAUUCUCUGAACAACUGGAAAAAACUUAUACCGAGCAUGAACGCAUGAAGGACUUUGGAUAACAAUUUGGCUAAUUAGCUCAUAGCUUUCAUGCAUACCGUAGGAUGGUUGAAAUUGAAUUCGAAACAAAGCUGUUGGGAAUUUUAACAUUUUCCUCUAUAUAAAAUGACAGUAGUGUAACACACAGCACCAACCACCAGCUAAGAGUGGGCUGAUGUGUGAAUUCACCCCAUUUAUUUUAAUAAUAAUAAUAAUAAUAAUAGUAGUAAUAAUAAUAAUAAUAAAAUUCCAGCCUCCUGUUAAAGAUUUGCGAAGCUCACAGGAACAUCUUGGAGUCUUGAUUAGUGAAGGAGGUCUAGCAAAAUAUUUGGGUUGUUAUUGAUUGAUUAUUUUAUUGAUCACUAUCAUGAAUGAACUCUUUGUUCAAACAUCAACUCACUAUAGUGGUCAUGUUUUUGUCAUAAUUACUAUUGUUGGUUAAGGCCCAAGUGUCACCACUCUGGAAGAUCCAGAGAAAUGCAGAUUAUGAUUUCAUGGCACAGAUGUAAAGAGAUUACUGGGUGGGGAUGUGACCUGAUAUGAGCUCUGACCCACCAGAGAAAACUGGGAGAACGAACUGUACGAGAUUUUGAGAGAACAGAAAGAGAGACUCUGAUACCAGGUUUGAAGGAUAACGGUAUCAGAUGAAGAAAGCCUUAGAAGCUCAGGUUAAAUAAUUGAUGCACUUGCCUCCUCUUUUCUCCCAGUUAGCGAUCAUGAAUUCGGGCUUGGAUUCGAUUCUCGCCGUCUUUUUUUUUUUUUUUGUUGCUUUUUUUUCCACAAAGAAAUAGAAAAAACGUUUCCAGGUCGGUGUAAGAAAUGUACGCUAACUUGAACGCUCUGAACGUGAUUUAGAAAACAUUUUUGUAAGCAAAGUGCAUAGUGACAGCGAUUUGAAACCUAAAUAUUGGUAAAUAUUAACACACACCUCCUCUGAUUCAGCAUCCAGAAGCCGUUACACAGACCAAAGAGAGCUGGAUGUGUAUUCAAUCCUUCAGAUCAUCGUAAUUUGAACGGCGAAGGGUUUAUUUUUCCAUUUAAAUAUUCUUUCCUCUUUUGAUAUUUGCUUUUUUUUUUUGCUCGUUUUUUUUUUUUUUUUAAUUCAUUCAUUUUAAGUUUCUGGGAUUCCAUUAAAAAAGGGAAAACCGUGAUCUUCUGUACAAACCUGUUAUCUUGACGUUCUCACCCGCUGAUGCUCCUUAAGGCUGCAGUUUCUCUAAUGACCUAAAAUGUAGGUUUUUCACAAAGCAAACUGAAUUAUAACUCAAAGCUUCAAGUUUAAUGUUUUUAUUUUAUUUUUUUCAGUAAACAGUAAAUGAAAGCCGUGCAGCUCCUGGAGCAGAACCCAACUCGAGACACUUUGUAAAGGGGAGAAGUUUGAUAAUGCGGGUUGUAGCAGCUGUACAGAACACUGAGGGAUCUGAAAUUAUCUCCAGGGAUAUAAUCGUCCUUUCGAGCACAUAAUGAAACCUUUCUCGGUGAAAAAUUGAACAGGACAGAAGCAUCGAGAUUUCAUUGCAUGUGUUUGCAGUUUCCGAUUAAAAUUUUCCUUCGUUGUUUGCUGUACAGCCGAAUUUACUCUUCUUUUUUUUUUCCAAAUAUGUCGCUUUGUCUAAUCUCUUCUGAUUGAAGGUUUGCUCAUAUAUAUUUGCAGUGAUCUGAUCUUUUAUUUUUGUAGAGAACAUUUUUAAUGCGUGGUGAAGCCAAUAAAAGAAAUAAAUACUUUA